UACUACUCGGGUACUCUCAUUUCUCCGAGCACCACAGAAGACCGACUGGUGAACAACAGAAGAUCGAACUCCGAUAUAGAUUAGAAACUGAGAAGUGAAGUGAUAUUUAGAGCCAAAACAACCAUCACUGCCUUUGAUACAAGUGUUAAACCGUGCGUAAUUACGAGUGUAUAUAUAUAUAUAUAUAUAUAGGCUAUAUAUAGAAAUCAAACAAUGAAUGCCACAACAGCAAUGGAAGUCAACAUCGAAGCCAGGCGGAUACUGGCCGUGUCGAUAAGUAAGCUGUACGCCUCUCGGACUCAGAGAGGGGGACUGAGGCUCCACCGGAGCCUCCUGCUGUCCUUGGUCAUGAAGUCUGCCCGGGACAUCUACCACUCCUCCCGGGAGAGCGAGGCGCCGAGCGGAGGGCUGUCAGCUCCGGAGGAGGCGAUGGACACCAGCUCCAGCCCGGUGCUGCCGGAGCCGCAGCCGGAGCCCCUGUCGGACAGAAACUCCUCAGAGACUGCCACAGAGGAGUCGGACAGUAAGGUGGAUGACUAUGAUUUUGACAUUGUCGAAGAAAAAGAGAACCUGAGCCCGGCGAGGCAGUCCAGGAAACGCCGGGGCAAAGCGUCGGCGGCGCCCGACUUCCUUCCCAGCAAGAGGGCGAGGCUAGAGCCCGGGGAGGAGAGGUAUGACGCUCCGUUGGCCAGCUGUCGCGUCGGGGCUGGAGAGUCCCUGGCCACUUUGUCUCUGAAUCAAGUCAUACCUGCCUUCUGAAAGAAAGAGACAAACUAGCCUCUUGUUGGACUGUUUGAAAUCGAGUGAUUGUCAACUCCGUGUAAGCGCCGAGCUGACCUACAUCAGCAGUCCCGGGACAAAGGGAUUACAGGUGCCACGGAAGGAGUUGUCGGCCAAACUCGGUGCGCCUGCCGGGGCAGGUAAAAGCCCCGAAGAAAGACGGAGAAAGAGAACGAGGAAGGAGGCCAGAGGUCUGGAAAGUUUGAGGAAGAAACUGAAGGGGGGGGAAGUUGUGGUUUGCGAUGCCUCUUGUUUCCCUAUGACUCAUCUUCAGUUCAAUGACUCCAAAACAAGUGGCAGCUGCUGAGUCAGACCGUGUGUUUGUGAAUCAGCAGCAGCAGCAGGGUGCUCAUCAGAAGAAGCAGAAGCGGUGAGCCGCUGACCACAGGUCGACCCGUGCAGAAACGCAAGAGGCCAGACCCGAAAUUCAGGGAAUUUCUCCCCCCCUGCCUUCAUGACGGGAAACCCAACGCGAACACUGAAAGAGGAAGGGCAGCCGAGGCUCAUUCAGCUGCUCUUGUGGACUUCGUGAAACCAAUACUACUGCUGCUGGACUGUCCUACAUCCUGCAUUCAUAUGGUGCUCUAACAAACCGGGCUCGUGCACGUCGGACUUUCAACACGUGACCCCGUUUGGACAUUUUUUUUAUUUUGUUUUUACUGUGAUUCAUCUUGCUCAUGUCUGACCCUUGAAAUACCAUGACCUCACAUGUCAAGCUGCUUCAUAAUUAUGUGAUGAAAUCAAUGUUUAUGUUUUGUAAUAAACUUGUCGAAAGACUAACCGUC
Molecule: messenger RNA, 1565 nt
Organism: Xiphophorus maculatus (southern platyfish)
Lineage: Eukaryota; Metazoa; Chordata; Actinopteri; Cyprinodontiformes; Poeciliidae
Gene: ier2b
Product: immediate early response 2
Exons: 1
Coding region: 214-759 (181 amino acids)
Source: RefSeq, a predicted model, not a curated record